AUGGCUGCGCAGGCAGUACUCGCAUACAUUUCCCUAAACACUUACCCCGACUCGGAGUCCAUCUCAGCCUCCUCCCUCGCGUCCACGGACCUUCAAUCCCUUCUCGAUACUCUCCGUGCUGAACAAGAAACGACGCGCACCGAGAUCCGCUCCCUCAGCAAGUCUACCGCCGGCGACAUCGACGAAUGGAUCACCCAGGCAAAGACGCUGCAAGCAGACAUUCUGCGCUCGCGUGAGACUGCACGUCAAAUUGUCGCAGAUGCCGAAGUAGGAAACGCUCUACAGUCGAACGUUGAGGAGCAGGGACGCAAAGUUGGCUUGUUGGAGGAGGAGCUGCAGUUCAAUGAGACCCUCACUGGAACACUCGAGCAUAUCCAAUAUGCGAAUGGCUUGAUCGAUCGUACGCAAGAGGAUGCGGCCAGAGCGGAUAUCCCGGGCGCACUCCAGGGACUGGAAGACGCCGAGGCCAGCAUACUGGGCCUUCAAGCGCUCGCAGAAGGCCCUCAAUCGUCAAGAGCGCUGGAGUUACUCAACCAACGAAUGGAUGAGCUGAGGCAUAGCCUUAUCGAGACGACGACCGAGUUCUGGAAUGCAUUCGUCUCCGUAAAUGAGGAAGAACGGUCUAUGCUGGUGUCAGGACGUGGCUACAAGGCGCCGGGGGAAAACAUCGCUGUAUCGGAGCUGAAUUUGGAUCACAUUCUCGUCGCUGCUCGCGGGUUGGGACUCUUGCCCUCACUCGUCCAGAAGCUUGCCAAAGAUAUUGAACAGAGUACCCUCAAGCAACGCCUGGUGGUAGACGAGGAUGAGUUGGUUGCAACGAUCACCAUCUCGAAACACACAAUGUCCGCUAAUGGCAAAAACGGGGAUAUUACUGUGAGCUCUCUGUUCGACGACUUGAACGACAUCCUGGACUUCCUCGCUACCCACCUGCCCGACGCCGUCACAGUCCCGCUGUCCGACUUUCUCGUACCCGCAAUGACUAAAUUGUUGGAAGACGAAUGGCUCGAUGCGGCCAUUCCCCUGAACAUGGCGGAAAUCGCUCAGUUCACAUCUAUUGUCGAGGAUACAGAAGAGCUGGCUGAGCGGAUCGAGGGCUACGGCUGGAAUGGUGCAGGAACGCUACGACAGUGGGUGGAGAAUGCGCCUCGCACUUGGCUUACGAAGCGGCGGGAGGCUGUCCUUGGACAUGCCCGGAAUCUCGUGUUUGCAGGCCUGAGUGAGAGGACUGCUGUUGAGAGAGUGGAAACAAGAGUCUUGAGUCGAGACGACCCUGCUUUGCAAGGACCGGGCGAUGCCACUGGGAGCGAAGAUGCCUGGGAUGAGGCCUGGGAUGACUCGGAAGACAAAGCUGGCCCCGCCGAUAACUCCCCAAGGAUCCAAAAGGAUGUCCAACUUGGCGGUAUUCCGGAUGACGACGACGACACGAGCGCAUGGGAUGUUGAAGAAGAUGCCGACGAGAAGUCGGAAGAUCCUGACGCCAACGGGGAUGAGGAGGAUGCUUGGGGCGCAUGGGACGACGAGGAUGCGACUUCAAAGCCAGCCUCGCCGGUGGUGGCUAGGAAAGAGCCUGCGUCCACCAGAACAAACGGCACUCAAGCCGCGGCACCGCCAGCGGAGCAAGAGAUGACACUCCGCGAAACCUUCACAGUCUCCGCGAUCCCGGAUGGCAUACUGCAACUUUUACAACAAAUCAUCUCCGAAGCCGAGACGCUUGCUGGGCCUGACUACUCAACGUCUCCUCUCGCUGUUGCGUCACAAGCUCUCUACACUCUUCCGACGUUGGCUCUAGCCAUAUACCGCGCAACAGCGCCGACCGCCUACGCCAAGGUGGAUGUGGGCAACAUGCUUAUCUACAACGACUCCCUUCGCCUGGCAGAGCUGCUACGCGUAUGGCAAGACUCGCGACCCCAAGGUGUUGGCCGACUGCGUCUUGACAACGAUACGGUCGCGCUCGAGACUUUCGCAAAGAGAGCCUACUCGUCUGAGAUGGAGAGUCAACGCACCAUCUUCCGCGACAUCCUCGACGGAGCGCAAGGAUUUGGGAACUGCACUGUCCCGCCUUUCAAACAGGAAUGUGAGAGCGCAAUUGACGGGGCAGUUGCAAGACUGCGCGAUGUGCACAAGAUGUGGAAGCCGAUACUCUCGCAGGGCGCGUUGCUGCAAUCCCUCGGCUCCCUGCUUUCCACCAUCACCACCAAGAUCAUCUCCGAGAUCGAAGACUUGGGCGAUAUCUCCGAGGCGGAUUCGCACCAGCUACACGCACUCUGCACGCGCGUCACUUCCAUCACAGACGUCUUCACGCAGAGUGGUGGGGAGGGAGAGCAGGAUAUGACAUUCGUAUACUGCGCUACGUGGCUCAAGUUUCAGUAUCUCGCGGAGGUGCUGGAGAGCAGUCUGGCGGACAUCAAGUGGAUGUGGCGAGAAGGGGAACUGAGUCUGGAAUUUGAUGCGGACGAGGUGGUGGAGCUUGUGGAAGCGCUGUUUGCCGAGAGCGAGUUAAGGAGGCAGGCGGUAAGGGAGAUUCGAGCUGGAGGACGGUGA
Molecule: messenger RNA, 2541 nt
Organism: Neohortaea acidophila
Lineage: Eukaryota; Fungi; Ascomycota; Dothideomycetes; Mycosphaerellales; Teratosphaeriaceae
Product: Centromere/kinetochore Zw10-domain-containing protein
Exons: 1
Coding region: 1-2541 (846 amino acids)
Biological process (GO): endoplasmic reticulum to Golgi vesicle-mediated transport; mitotic spindle assembly checkpoint signaling
Cellular component (GO): RZZ complex
Source: RefSeq, a predicted model, not a curated record